GGGCCGGUGCGGGGGCCGCCGCGCCGCAUGGCCAACGUCGCCAAGAAGGUGUCCUGGUCCGGCCGCGACCGCGACGACGACGAGGACGACGAGGACGAGGGGCGCGCGGGCGAGGCCACCCCGCUGCUCAACGGCGUCGGCCCCGGGGCGGGCGGCGCCCGGCAGUUCGCUCCUUCCUCCUUCUUGCGCAUUGGGCAGCUGAGCAAUGUGGAUCUCAAUGAGGACGUCCGUGAGCUGGAGACAGAGCUUCCUCGGCAGUAUCCCAGUGAGAUCCCCCACAACGAGAAACUGCUGUCGCUCAAGUACGAGAGCCUGGACUAUGACAACAGUGAAAACCAGCUGUUCCUGGAGGAGGAAAGGAGGAUAAACCAUGCGGCGUUCCGGACAGUGGAGAUCAAGCGCUGGGUCAUCUGUGCCAUGAUUGGGAUCCUCACCGGCCUUGUCGCCUGCUUCAUUGACAUUGUGGUGGAGAACCUGGCUGGGCUGAAGUACCGUGUGGUGAAGGACAACAUCGACAAGUUCACAGAGAAAGGGGGCUUGUCUUUCUCCUUGUUGCUCUGGGCGACCCUGAACGCCGGCGUGGUGAUGGUGGGCUCCGUUAUCGUUGCAUUCAUAGAGCCUGUAGCAGCCGGCAGCGGCAUUCCCCAGAUCAAGUGCUAUCUGAAUGGCGUGAAGAUCCCUCACGUUGUCCGGCUGAAGACCCUGGUGAUCAAAGUCUGCGGAGUGAUCCUCUCAGUGGUCGGAGGCCUGGCUGUUGGGAAGGAAGGACCCAUGAUUCACUCGGGGGCAGUGAUUGCUGCUGGGGUCUCGCAAGGAAGAUCCACAUCCUUGAAGCGAGACUUCAAGAUCUUCGAGUACUUCCGCAGAGACACAGAAAAGAGGGACUUUGUCUCAGCUGGAGCUGCUGCUGGUGUGUCAGCUGCAUUCGGUGCUCCUGUGGGGGGGGUCCUCUUCAGCUUGGAGGAAGGGGCUUCCUUCUGGAACCAGUUCCUGACAUGGAGAAUUUUCUUUGCUUCUAUGAUCUCUACGUUCACUCUGAACUCUGUCCUGAGUGUUUACCAUGGCAAUGCUUGGGAUCUCUCCAGCCCUGGGCUCAUCAACUUUGGCAGGUUUGAUAAUGAGAAAAUGGGAUACACGAUCCAGGAAAUUCCAAUCUUCAUAUUUAUGGGAGUAGUUGGUGGGAUCCUUGGGGCUCUGUUCAAUGCCCUGAAUUACUGGUUAACGAUGUUUCGAAUCAGGUACAUCCACCGGCCCUGCCUCCAGGUGAUUGAGGCCAUGCUGGUCGCAGCGGUGACAGCGGCUGUCGGGUUCGUCAUGAUUUACUGCUCCAGAGACUGCCAGCCCAUCCAGGGGAGCACAGUGGCUUAUCCUCUGCAGCUCUUCUGUGCUGAUGGAGAGUACAACUCCAUGGCCACCGCCUUCUUCAACACGCCAGAGAAGAGCGUCGUCAACCUCUUCCACGACCCCCCAGGCUCCUACAACCCCAUGACCCUGGGCAUGUUCACACUGAUGUAUUUCUUCCUGGCGUGCUGGACGUACGGCCUCACGGUGUCUGCGGGCGUCUUCAUCCCUUCGCUGCUGAUCGGCGCUGCCUGGGGGAGGCUGUUCGGCAUUUCCCUGUCCUACCUGACCAAGGGCUCAAUCUGGGCCGACCCCGGGAAGUACGCCUUGAUGGGAGCCGCCGCGCAGCUGGGUGGGAUAGUGCGGAUGACGCUGAGUCUCACUGUCAUCAUGAUGGAGGCAACGGGCAACGUCACCUACGGCUUCCCCAUCAUGCUGGUGCUGAUGACGGCGAAGAUUGUGGGAGACUACUUUGUGGAGGGCCUCUACGACAUGCACAUCCAGCUGCAGAGUGUGCCCUUCCUGCACUGGGAGGCCCCGGUGACGUCUCACUCCCUCACAGCCAGGGAGGUCAUGAGCACGCCCGUCACCUGCCUGCGGAGGAUCGAGCGAGUGGGCACGGUUGUGGACAUCCUCAGUGACACCUCCUCCAACCACAACGGUUUCCCCGUGGUGGAGAGCAACCCUGACGCCACGCAGGCGGCAGGACUGCGGGGCUUGAUCCUGCGCUCCCAGCUCAUCGUUCUGCUGAAGCACAAGGUUUUUGUGGAAAGGGCCAACCUGAGCCUGGUGCAGCGGCGGCUGAAGCUGAAGGAUUUCCGAGACGCCUACCCGCGGUUCCCCCCCAUCCAGUCGAUCCACGUCUCCCAGGACGAGCGCGAGUGCAUGAUUGACCUGAGCGAGUUCAUGAACCCCUCGCCCUACACGGUGCCUCAGGAGGCUUCGCUGCCGAGGGUGUUCAAGCUGUUCCGGGCCCUGGGCCUGCGGCACUUGGUGGUCGUGGACAAUCGCAAUGAGGUGGUGGGCAUGGUCACCCGCAAGGAUCUUGCCAGGUACAGGCUGGGGAAGGAAGGACUGGAGGAGCUCUCGCUGGCACAGACGUGAUGUGGGGCGCUGAUGCCCAGCAGAGCCAUGCGCUGGUUCUCGGCUGCCCUGAGACCAGGACUCUUAUUUUGCUGGAGGCAAGGAGAGGACUGGGCUGGCCAGUGCAGGCGUUGUGGUGCCUGGAGCACCGGCACAGCCGCGCUGCCCUGGCUCUCCUGCGUGUCACCGCGUUUCUAUUUCUUAUGGCUUCUCUUCUCUGAGCCUUUUCCUUUCCCCUUCCUCUAUUUCCUUGAGGGAUCAAAAUACACUGCUGUCUCCGAUAGCUGCUGAUACAGGCUGCGCCAAAAGUUGGGGCAGGGUUGGAGCGUGCCGUGGCGUUGCUGAAUAGCCCUCCUGAGCUGGACGCCAUCUCUCUCCACCGUGGGCACCUUUCCUCCAGCACUGGGCCUGUCGGGGAUCCCGCACAGUGGCACCAGGCAGCUGGGUGGAAGGGGGAGAGAUGAAGGGGUGCUCGGGGUGCUGCGGGGCUGGAGCAGAGUCCUGUCCCCCCCCGCCCCCCGGCUGGGCCAGGCUGAGCUCUGCCCCUUGGGCUGGGGAAGGGGCUCUCCCCUGCUCUGCUGCGCAAUAAAAGGGCUCCUGUGGUGCAGCAGCUGCCACCUCUGCGCUUUCUUGGUCUCCUCGGCCUGGGAGAGGGCUUGUGCCGUCCCGGGGAGGGGGGAGCCGCCUCCUCUGCGGGCCUGGGUCUGCGGUGCAGGCCCCCGCCCCAUGCCUGCUGCUUGAGGAGUCCCGCUUCUGCCCUGUCUUCCCUCCAGCGAUGGUUAGGUCAAAAGCAAACCCUGGGUGCGUUUGGUGUUGCUGUAGCCCAGGCCCUGCCUCGUGCCCCAACCCCUGCACAUGGCCACGGAGAGGGCACGUGGCCCUCGUCUGCUUUCGCUUACCCCUGGCUGUGGGGCUGGAGGAGGGGAGGGUGCACGGCCAGCGUGCCGUGGGGCCCUGCGCGGCCUUGGUAGGGGCACCAGGGCCUGGACCUGACCUGCUCGAGCACGUCCCUCCAGCCCUCAGGCUCUGCCUCCUGUGCUGGUGGAGGCACCCGCUGCGCACGCCGGCAGCCCCGGGCCCGGCCGGGCGGCCAGGGGAGGGAGCGGGGGCACCCACGGGCCCCGCCGCCCGUGCUCCACGCUGCUGGGGAUCUGGGACGAGCCUGCCCCUUGCUCUGGGGUCCAGCCUGGGUCAGCUGCGGCCUCGAGGGCUUCUCCAAGGUCUUCUACUUCUGCACUGAAAUAAAGCCUGUUUGUACUUCU
Molecule: messenger RNA, 3686 nt
Organism: Rhea pennata
Lineage: Eukaryota; Metazoa; Chordata; Aves; Rheiformes; Rheidae
Gene: CLCN7
Product: chloride voltage-gated channel 7
Exons: 25
Coding region: 28-2445 (805 amino acids)
Biological process (GO): transmembrane transport; chloride transport
Cellular component (GO): intracellular membrane-bounded organelle; lysosomal membrane
Molecular function (GO): voltage-gated chloride channel activity
Source: RefSeq, a predicted model, not a curated record